This is a messenger RNA of Cheilinus undulatus (humphead wrasse), 1797 nucleotides long. Its product is annotated as tumor necrosis factor receptor superfamily member 14-like. Gene Ontology annotation, cellular component: membrane; external side of plasma membrane. Gene Ontology annotation, molecular function: protein binding; transmembrane signaling receptor activity. The record is from RefSeq and is a predicted model, not a curated record. Gene Ontology annotation, biological process: negative regulation of alpha-beta T cell proliferation; positive regulation of peptidyl-tyrosine phosphorylation; defense response to Gram-negative bacterium. The transcript is spliced from 10 exons. The coding region runs from base 405 to 1175 and encodes 256 amino acids. NCBI's taxonomy places the organism in Eukaryota, Metazoa, Chordata, Actinopteri, Labriformes, Labridae.
AAGUUCCAUAAAGAAACAAUGGCGGUAGACGGCUCUUGUCUCUGCGCUGCAGGACAGAAAUAUUUAGAAAAUCUUUCGUACCAUCAGCAAUAAGACUUUAUAAUUCUACCGUAAACAGAUGAGAGAGACUCCAGACAAAUGAAUUCCUCUUCGGGGAUAAAUAAAGUUAUUGUAUUGUGUUGUAAACGUCGUAGAUGAUCAGGUUCUGAUCCUGAAUUAUAGUAAUGGCGACGUCUUCUUGGUCCUGAAUCUGUAGCCUGCUACAGUUAAAUGGUUAUGAUGCUGUCGUUGUUUUGGACCACAAUAAUCUCGUCAUUCUAUAUCUGAGUGAUGUAACGUCUUCUCUCCAUGAAAACCAGGUCCUGAUCUACAAAAUAACACUGAUAAAUGAACCGUGCUCCAUUAUGUUGUUGAUGUUCUUUCUGCAGAUCUUCAUGAUGAAUAUGUUAUUAGGUGGAACCCUCACCUGCCAUCGGACGGAGUAUGUGUUUGGGAAUGAGUGCUGUCCCAUGUGUCCUGUUGGAAACAGGGUAAAAACAGACUGUGAGGUGUACAAAAGCACCUCGUGUCAGCCGUGCUCUGAGGGAACCUUCAUGAACAAGCUGAACGGAUUAAAGUCAUGCUUGCCCUGUUCGUGGUGUGAAGCAGAUUCUGGUCUGAAGAUAAAGUCAGCGUGUACAAAAUCAUCAGACACAGUCUGUGAACCUCAGGAAGGAUUUUACUGCAUAGAGUCUGCAGAAGAAGGCUGCAGCCAAGCCAAGAAACACAGAAGCUGUGAACCAGGAGAAUACAUCAGAGAGAGAGGAACAUCAACCACAGACACGCUCUGCUCUCCCUGCUCUGCAGGAACAUUCUCAGACGGGACGUUAAUGUCAUGUCAGACACACAGACAGUGUGAAUCAGAGAAUCGGUACCUCCUGAGACCAGGAACUGACUCAGAAGAUGCUGAAUGUGGAGGACUACAGUCAGACAGGACGGUUCCUAUAGCUGUUGGUGUUGGUGGUGUUUUUUUAUGUAUUGCAUUUGCAGUUGGAGUUAUAUGGUUUUUAAUCAAAAAGAAGAAACCAAGGAGUCCAAAAUCAGGAGCAGAUAUAGAACCAAUGAAUGUCUCCCAGGGUGUGGCUUCAAACGGAGACGUACCUCCAGACAUGGCGACAGGAAACGGCCCAGUGUAACUGAUCACAAUGGAGGAAAAGAGGACUGGUGGACAUAUUAAUGCAAACUGCAGGGUGAAUGUCCUCCAGGAUCUGGUUCCUGGAUUCUGGGUCAUUGUCUCUGCAGUGUUGAUAAAUAUCAUCAGUCUGUCCUAACAAUGGUCCACUGAGUUGGACCUGAAUCUGAAGGGGACUGAAGAGAAGACCAGGUUCUGCUGUCAGAGGACUUGGAGAUGUGGUCUUUAAAUGUGGAUCUUUAGAAGGCUGUAUAAACCACAUACACACUGUUGACUGCUCUGAAUCUGUCCUGAAGGUUUCAGCUCCUCUGAUCACGUCCUGCUUUAAAACCUCUCUGUAGUCAAGUUUAAAAUACAGUCUGCAAGAUGGACUUGGAGACUGGUAUGAAGAGGACUACUGCCUGGUGGACAUAUACCUCUGUGAGGUUAGAAUAAUAAUAAUAAUAAUAAUAACGGAAAUAUUUCACCUUUUUUCUAAAAAUACAUGUGUAUGUUUGUGUUAUUUAUACAAGAGAAACUAAUUUUAGGAGGAACUUUUAAAUCCUCUUGAAUCCAACAACAUACCUCUGAAAUCUUGUGUUUUGUAUGUUUUUUGUCCCUUUUUUAAAUAAAAAUAUGAAACUCUA